This is a messenger RNA of Orbicella faveolata, 2968 nucleotides long. RefSeq lists its product as uncharacterized. Gene Ontology annotation, molecular function: calcium ion binding. Gene Ontology annotation, cellular component: plasma membrane; protein-containing complex. The record is from RefSeq and is a predicted model, not a curated record. Gene Ontology annotation, biological process: heterophilic cell-cell adhesion; establishment or maintenance of epithelial cell apical/basal polarity. Lineage: Eukaryota; Metazoa; Cnidaria; Anthozoa; Scleractinia; Merulinidae.
AUGAUUGAAGUAGGUAGAUAUCAGACAGAUAAUCUCCCUAAGGAAAGUAGAUUGUGCAAGUUCUGUAAAUUAAAUCAAGUAGAAAAUGAAACCCAACCCUUGUUUCACUACUGCAGUACCUACUCUUUACAGAGGAGACAUUCUUUAAUGAAAUCAAUGAAGUAAUACUUCACAUUCAAUGAGAAUCAACAUCAGACCCAGCACUACCACCACCACCAGCAGCAGCACCACCACUACUCUCCUUACUAAAUCACUACUGAAUCACUACUAAUCGGUGUCUCCUGAGAGACAAAGAUUUUUUCCAAUAAGAAAGCGCUUAUUUCUACCGUGUGCCAUAGUUUGCUAGUGGGCUGCAAAUUAGAGACUAGAGACAAAUUUCAAGACUUUAAUUUUGGCAAUUCUGGCCUCUUCCGUUCAUUUCACCAGUUUAGUGAACGCAUUGUGGAGGAGACAAAAAAUCAAUUUGUAAACUUGUGGCAGCGAAUGCUUGGUGUUAAGAAACAUUUACUCAACAUUUUUAUUUCUCGUAGGAGAUGGCCAAGUUACUUCGACAAACUUCCACCUAAGAUCAACAAAGGAGGUUCCCCAAUUGAGCCAGCGUGUGCUUGUGAUGUGACCACAGGCAAAGGGAAAACAACUAAAUGCGUAAAGGAUGGCAUCCCAGCUUUCUUCCCAAGUACACAAAAAGAUAAAUUCAACCGAAUAAAAAUGUGCGACAGAUCACCAGAAAAAAGAGACUUGAAAUGGUCGGACGAUUUAACUGACGAGGAUUACGAAUUGUUUAUGAAGCCUUUAGACCCCGAAGCUCAUAAGAGGCAAAAGCGAUCCGUUAAUGUGAUUUCAAAAGAGAACGUAACCCGAUACUGCGCUGAGCGAUUGGCUGAAACACCUGUUGGAAAGAUGUGUGCUAAACUGGGAACAAAUGUCCAAGCGCUGGUGAACGUUUGUGCAUCUGACCUUGAGUAUACUGGAGACCGUUCCUUUGCCAUAGGCGCUGUUGCAAUGUUGAUGGAUGAAUGCGAUGAUGUAAUCAUAGAAACCACAACUGUUAAUUCCAACGACAGUAGGAAUUUUACAGCCCCAAAGAUGCCCAAGUUGCCUCCUAUAGUUGAAGAGAUAGCUCAACUUCUUUGUCCCAACGACUGCAAUUUUAGAGGGAAAUGUGUUAAUGGCUCUUGCGUUUGUAACAAGGACUAUACAGCUGAAGACUGUUCUGUAUCCGUUUUUCAAAAACCAUUCAUUGCAAGGCUUCAAAGUAAUGGGUUGUGUGAUAGACGAAAACGACCGUGUAAGAAGGUUGCUGUACAAGGGAAUGGUUUCCUAAAUUCUACCAAUGUAACCUGCCACAUUAAGGAAAUUGAGGUUGUAAAUAGUUCCUGGAUCCCAAACAAGAAUGAGACAAAACACCAAGGAAUGAUGACAGACCUUGUUCUCGUGGAGUGCUUUUUGCCUGAUUCACCUGUAUUAAGAACAACCUAUGAUGAAAACGUGGAAGGAACACCAGCUUCUGGACUGUUGAUAUCUGUAUCCAACAAUGGCAUCCAUCAAAGCGAGCAGGAGCUUAAAUUGAUAUCCUUCGAUUCAGUUUGUAUGGAAUGCAAUAUUUCCACGGGAUGCUCUCUGAAGAAUAACUCCUGCUUUAUCAAUCGUUAUUGCUUUUCGCCUAACGAGCCUAAUCCAAAGGACUGGUGCGAACAGUGCCUCCCCGAUGUCGAUAAAAACAAGUGGUCUGAACGGCAAGUAAAUCACCUACCCAGUGUCACGUCAACAACCGACUACUAUGUGGUACACGGAGAGAGUCUGGAACUACCAAUAGAAGUCACAGAUCCGGAAGGAAUGCCUGUCACCGUGUCAAUAAUGGACGGAAGUCCGGCGGAAGCGCUGGUGCAGAACAAUAUUUUAUUUUGGAACGUCACAACUAACAAAACAACACAGUUUUUCUUCAAGGCCACGGAUGCUUGUCAAGCGUCGGCCACCUUAAACAUAUCUGUAACUGUCAAUGUCUGCCCUUGCAAUAACAAUGGACGGUGCAUUCCUCGGACGCCUCGCGGGCGUGGUUUUUACGAUUGUAGCUGCUCACCCGGUUUUACUGGACAAUACUGCAGCACUGAGAUUGAUGAAUGUGAAUCAUAUCCUUGUUUGCGAGGACAGUGUAUUGAUCAAGUUAACAACUACACAUGUGUCUGCGAUCUUGGCUUUGAGGGUAGAAAUUGUGACGUUGACAUCGAUUAUUGCCAGUCAUCGCCAUGUGUCCAUGGAAAUUGUACAGAUCAAGUUAAUGGAUACACUUGCAGCUGUGUCGCUGGUUACUCUGGACUACGGUGCGACGUUGACAUAGACGAGUGUAGUUCGUCGCCUUGUGUUAAUAACGGAACGUGCGUCGAUCAAGUAAAUGGCUAUAGAUGUCAGUGCCUACCUGGUUAUACAGAAGAAGACUGCAGUGUUGAUAUUAACGGAUGUCAGGCUUCGCCUUGUGCAAACAACGGAUCCUGCGUUGAUAAAAUCAAUGCCUUUGAUUGUACUUGCCUAGCUGGAUUCAGUGGCUCUCUAUGCGAAGAGAAUAUCAACGAAUGUCUUCUAGUAUCCUGUGGAAAUGGGACGUGUUUUGAUCAAGUGAACAAUUACAGUUGCGUUUGCAAUGUUGGUUAUUCGGGCGGACACUGUGAUGUUCCCAUUACGCGAUGUAGCAAUGAAACUUGCUACCCAGGUGUACGCUGUUUCGAGAACACCACUCACGUUUCCUGCGGUUCUUGUCCGUCUGGUUUUACUGGCAACGGAAAAAACUGCAAAGAUAUAGACGACUGUGUAAAUCACACUUGCGCUAACGGUGGAUCAUGUGUGGAUGGCAUUAACAAUUACACAUGCAGCUGUUUGGCGGGAUUUACUGGAAUUUUGUGUAAUAUAGGUACGUUGGACCUUGGGAAAUUGGUCGAUGCCGUGUAAAAACAAUGCACUUUCCUUCUCACUU